Molecule: messenger RNA, 2303 nt
Organism: Naegleria gruberi
Lineage: Eukaryota; Heterolobosea; Eutetramitea; Acrasida; Naegleriidae
Product: PX domain-containing protein
Exons: 2
Coding region: 119-2281 (720 amino acids)
Molecular function (GO): phosphatidylinositol binding; protein binding
Source: RefSeq, a predicted model, not a curated record
ACGGGUUGCGUUCCAACAAUUUUAAUAGAGAGUCACUUCUUCUGAUUUUUGCUUUUUGUUGAUAAUACCAUUUGAACCCGAAGAGAUUUUGACGAGUUGAUUUUAAUAUCUGAUCAAGAUGUUCGAUAUUGCUAUUGCUAGUCAUACACUCGUAACAACAUCUACACCCUAUGUACUAUAUUGUAUUGCUAUAAAAGUUGAUGAUAUUGCUGAAUGGAGUUUGGAACGUCGUUACUCUCAAUUGAGAGAUCUACACACAGAGUUGUCAUAUUACUAUCAAAAUUUACCAGAUUUUCCACCAAAGUAUUGGAAAGGAAACUUUAAAGAACAAAAGAUCUCUGAGAGACAAACAUUACUCAAUCAAUACUUUAAAACUCUUACAAGAAGAGAUGAUAUUUUCAAACCGGGUAUGAUUCCUCUCUUUGUUCUUCAAUUCUUCUCCUCUCCAACACCUGUAAAGGAGGCAUACCAGAACACAUCCAUAGUCAUUCGUAAAAGUAGUGAAAAGUUAAUUCAAAACGUACUUGGAGAAUCUGAUAAAUCAGCAGCCAGUCCUUCUAGUAGCAACAAUAAGAAAGAAGGAUCUUCUGGACCUAGAAAAUCAGGUGCUUCCGACUUGGAAUACGAAAAAGCUAUCAAUGAUUGGAGUGUUGAUGAUGUCGCUUCUUGGAUCCUUCUUCUCAAUCAUCAAUAUAACAGUAAUAAUUCAAUUAUUCAAUCCAAAUUCACAGAAGUUUUAAAAACUGAGUCAAUCGAUGGUAGCGUUUUAAUUUAUUUAACAACAAGAGAUUUUGUCAAAAUGGGUACUAGAAUUAGUGUACAAACAACUCCUCAGGUGAAUUCAGCUGUUUCAGAUGCUUUUGCAAGUGUUAUUAUAGAAAAUAUUUUGCGAGUGAAAGAACAACAAACAGAAUCUGGUCUCUACAGAAUUGACAAGAGAGACGAAAUGAAUGAUGAAGAUGAAGAUUAUGAAGAUGAUCGUACACCAUCAUACAUGACAACAACAACAACUACAACAACUGCUCAAGCUAAUGAUGAUUAUGACGAUGACGAUGAUGAUGAUUUGAAGCAGGAUUUAAUUGGAACUGUUGUCACUGGUUCUACAACUUCAAGAUCUGAUACUACAUCAAUUAGUACACCUACUGGUCAAAGUUUUUCUGGUCGUAUUUGUCCUGAAUUUAACUUGGAUAGUGAAUUAACAAAGGAGGAACAAGAAAGUUACAGUUAUUGUAUGAAAAAGAUUAUGAAUUUGAAAGAUCCUGUACCAGAAAGUAUUAGAAGAAGAUUAUGUCAAGAUCUUGUUAUUCCACAAAGAUUCAAAUUUAAAUAUUUGAAUCCAAGUUCAAUUCCUCAAGAAGUUUUAAUGAUGAAUAGUCGUAGAAAAGAAGGUCCAUAUCUUAAAAUCAAGUUAAUCAUCACAGAAUUAGGUGAAGGAUUUACUCACCGUACAAUCCGUAGAUUGGGUUCUUUAGUUGGUCACAAUGAAAUCAAGAGUUCAGAGUUCGGUCUUUUCCACAGUUCACUCAUUAUUGGACCUGUACAAUUAGAAUGGACAGAUAACUCUAUUGUUGUUCCAAGAAAGGAGAAGAGUAGUUCAAAGGCUGUUUUUGCUGUUGAUGUUUGUAAAAUUAGAGGUCAAGAAAAUCUCAAUGAUGUUUAUGACAAAUUAGCUCACUUUUGCACGUUUUGGAAUGGCCAUCGUCUCUACGUACAAAAAGAUACAAAUUGUCAACAUUUUGUUGUUGAACUUCUUAAAGCUAUUGGUGUUUACAAUCAAUUUAAAAAGAAUAUUGAAUCAACAAUCUUAGGAAAGUACUUGAACAGACUGAGGGAAUAUGGUACAUGUGAAAUGUCUUAUAUCAUUCCUGAACAUUUAGCUCAAAGAAUGUUAAAGGAAUGUAAGGAUGAAAUUUCUUCACAGCUCAAACAACUCUUACAAACUUCUCUCAAAGGAAAGGAAAUUAUUUUCGAUUCUCAUUGUGUUCUCGAUGAAUAUUAUGAAACUGUUUUGAGGAUAGAACCAACUUACUUUGAUUUGGGUGAUCACAAGAAAGAAGAAGAACUUCUUAAGGCAUACGAUCGUGCUUUCUGGCUUAGACGUCAAUCAACCAAAAUGGCCAAUGAUCCAAGAGUUAAACCACUUCAUGAUCCAUGUCCAUUUGAUACAAAUGGAGGUGCAAAUACUGUUAAGGAAGGUGCUUUUUAUCUUGGAGAUUACGCACCAGAAUAUCCAGUACCAACAACUGUUCUCAAUCAACUCAAACAACAACGAAGGAGGUAAAAAACUUUGUAAUUUAUGUAAA